Molecule: messenger RNA, 918 nt
Organism: Micromonas commoda
Lineage: Eukaryota; Viridiplantae; Chlorophyta; Mamiellophyceae; Mamiellales; Mamiellaceae
Exons: 1
Coding region: 1-918 (305 amino acids)
Source: RefSeq, a predicted model, not a curated record
AUGGGGAGUUGCCUGUGCCGCCCGCGGUCGACGCGCGCGAGGGACCCGGCGACGCACGCCAAGCUCGUCCUCGGCGUGCCCGUCAGCCGCAAGUCCACGUACGAGGUCCCGCCGCCCACCCCCGAGCGCGGCAGGGUGAGUCGCCCAGACGAAAGCGUGUUCCUCGGCGGACUCGGUCGAAGGUACGACGACGACGACGACGACGACGACGACGACGACGACGACGACGACGACAAGGAGGAGGAGGAGGACACGGGGCGCGAGCGCUGGGUGAGCCCGCGAAGCGAGGAGCGGCUCCGGCUGCAGCGACGCGCGCGCUGGGACAAGAUCUCGAGCACCCGGGCGGUGCCCUCGCCGGGCAGCCGCGGCGGGGGGUGCGGCUCGUCCGCGGGCAGCUCCGCGCCCUCGCCCGCGAGGGGUUUCCCGCUCGCGAGGCUGACCGCGGUCGAGAACGGCGCGGAUCGCACGCCGCCGCCGACGAUCGGAUCCUCGCGGGGCUCCGACGGCACCGGACGGAGCGUCGCGGGUGAGCGCCCUCGCACCGAACGACCGCCCGCCCUCUCCCACUUCAAACUUUUAACUUUUAACUUCAAAACGCGCGUCCGGUCGACUCACCCUUCUCCAGCGCUUCCCCCAAGCAUCAGGAACUCCCGCCGCGUCCGGAGCAACGGGUCGUCGUCGGGCGCCCCGGGCGACGCGUCGUCCACCGCACGACGCCGACGAGCCGCCUCGCUCGAGCUCGAAGAUACCGCCGCCUUCCCCGCUCCCGGCCGCGGAGCUCGUACCGGUAUCAACGCGGACGAUGUUAACGAGGAGGAUUCCUGGGACGAAUACUUUCGAGUGUCAUCCGAGUGGAUAUCCAAAGACGAAUCGCCGGGCGUGGGCAUGGGCAGGAAACUGUCCAUGAACACGCCGUGA